UUUAAACAGCAUAUCUCUGUUUUCUUUGAUGGGUCCGGAUCAACCCGUUGAGAGUUAUCUUCUUGAAUCCCUGAUCAAAUCUGCAAUUCGUCGACGUUGAUGCCGGAGUAACAGUGGCAUGGCGGAGGCAUUGGCCAUUGCAGUAGGAAAAUACACAUACGUACACGAAGUGGGUAAAGGCCCACCUGAAGCCAUUGACGCUCACCAUAUUGUGGUUCGAAGGAGUAGAGAAAAGGGUUUCAAUUUGUGCCUAUUUACUCUUCUCCUUUUUGCCUAUCCCACCUUUCUGUUAUUCUGGCAGGGAAAGCUAGAUACUCUUCAUAUUUGGAGCUUAGUUAUCAUGGCAUUGCUUAUGCGGUUAUUUCUAAAGAAGCCAGUUAAGAAAGAGUCUGUUCUAAUUCUGCCAGCUUUUGGAGUUCAACUUGAGACUCAGUAUGGAAGUGGGAAAACAGUUCGCCAGUUUGUCCCCAUUAGCAGGAUUUUGAAACCAGUGCUGACAGAAUGUGUCACACCAGUCACCUGUUAUUGGAGUCUAUCUUUGAUUAUUCGAGGAGAGGAAGAACUUAUGCUAGUAUUCAAGGAAUUGCGUCCACCAGUGAAAAUGCUAGCGCCCAUCUGGAAGGCUUUAUGUGCUGCCAUUGAAUGUGGAGAAUGCACGGAGACGAUUACAUAGAUUGUAAUAGUAUAAUAUCAACCAAUUCAAUUUCUAGUAUAAAUUUUUUUUCAGCAUUUGUAUUCUUUAGAUUUGAAGUUGUAAAUGGCAUUGAUAUAGUCCUCCAUAUUAUCAUCACACAUGCUUCCUGCAAAUGGCUAAAUCAUAUGAGCCUGUUACUGCAUUGGAACCACUUUUCAUACAGGAUA
This is a messenger RNA of Solanum stenotomum, 861 nucleotides long. RefSeq lists its product as uncharacterized. Lineage: Eukaryota; Viridiplantae; Streptophyta; Magnoliopsida; Solanales; Solanaceae. The record is from RefSeq and is a predicted model, not a curated record. The coding region runs from base 119 to 673 and encodes 184 amino acids. Gene Ontology annotation, biological process: GPI anchor biosynthetic process. The transcript is spliced from 5 exons. Gene Ontology annotation, cellular component: glycosylphosphatidylinositol-N-acetylglucosaminyltransferase (GPI-GnT) complex.